AUGCAGCAGGCUUCUCACUCAUCAGAAGGACCUUUGUGUGUAAUGGAUCCACAGAGAUACCCAAUCAGCACGCGUUUGGCCGGCGUUAUACACAAGGAAAAAGAAAAGUUCUACUUGGUCUCUGUGCUCUGGUCAGAUCAGAAUGAUAUAAUGGUUUAUAGAAGCUUCAGAGACUUUCAGAAGUUACAUAAACAAAUGAAGAAGGCUUUUCCAACUGAAAGCAAACGGAAUCAUUCUGAAAGAGUUAUUCCCAAAUUCCGUUACAGAAAGUUGAAGCGCAGAGAGCAGAGGAAGACUACAACUAAGUAUCUCCAGCGAUUCAAGUUUCUACAGAAAUACUGCAAUGAACUGCUGAGUUGUGAGCCCAGAGUUUGUCAGUGUACAGACCUGGUGCAGUUCUUUCAGCCAAACAAGCAAGAUCUCCAACCAGAGUUCUUCAAAAACAGCAUCAUGGUCAUGCCUCUAGACGAAGACAUCAAAGCAAACGAAGGCGGUGGAGAUGUAACGAAACCCUUUGUGACGGAGACAUACCGCUGUGUGGCAGCCUACGAGAUCAAGGACACCAAAAACAAACCCUUUAAAGUGGCUGCGGAGGAGAACGUAGAUGUACUCAUUAAAGACAAGGCCGGGUGGUGGCUGGUAGAGAAUGAUGAAAAGAGAAUGGCUUGGUUUCCUGCUCCGUAUCUGGAGAAGCCUGAUGACAGUGGAGAUGAAAUGGAUGGACCUAUAGAUCAAGAAAAGCUUUAUACAGCCAUAAAGAGCUACACAGCUACUAAAGAUGAUGAGAUCUCAGUGAUCAUCGGUGCUGUUGUAGAAGUCAUACAGAAACCAGAAACUGGGUGGUGGCUCGUAAGAUACAAAGAGAAGGCUGGGUAUAUCCCCUCAAUUUACCUACGACCUCAAAACUACCCACGCAUGAGCCUGACGCCUCAUCUUACAGUGCACCAAAACUCAACUAAUCUGGAAAUUCCCACUCUGGAGAAGUACUCUCAAAUCAGCCGUUCGCAGGGAAACCUCCUGGAAAUGCCAUCAUCCCAACCAGUUUCCCCACAUUUAUUACAGCCAGAGAGCAAGCACAGGUCCCACUCCCUGAGCAUCCUAACAGAGCACGCAGCACCAGAGAGCGCUGCGCAUCGACACGCUCCACCAACGAUUACCGUGGAAUUAGAUGACAAUGAAGAGGAAGGUGUGGACAAUUACAGCCGGGGAAGCUUCGACAGUCAGAGUGACUUUAGCUUCAGCGAUGACAUGAGUUGUUCGUCUGGGAACUCGUCUCCCAACCUCGGCGCCAUGGAGGACGGGCCGCGCUUUCAACCUCCGACACCUGGAAACCACCUCCUGAGUCGGUCCACUGGUGCCAAGAUGAUGCUAAGUGUUUCAGACCCAAAUCUCUACAAGGGCCCUGCUUCACCGAAAGUACCACCCAGGCCACGGCCACAGCAGAUUCUGGCCCGCUGUACGACCAUCACCAGAAAGAACGCCGCCAAAGGGAACCACGCGCAAAUGGAUCAGUCAGGGAAAGAAUCAAACCAAUGA
Knipowitschia caucasica is the source of this 1536-nucleotide messenger RNA. The record is from the annotation of a GenBank genome assembly. Lineage: Eukaryota; Metazoa; Chordata; Actinopteri; Gobiiformes; Gobiidae.